CUCACCGUCAGAUGCCCACAUGAGUUCCAAAAAGCCUUUGCUUUCUAUAAGAGCAGAUCCCACUAGUGAUGAUGACUUUGAUAUUGAAUCAAGGGCUUUGGCUGAGGAGUACGCAGAAGCACGGAAAAAGGGCUCCAAUGUGAAAACAAGGAGGCGAGACAUGGUUGGGAAACACCAAUCAGAACAACCGGGGACCAGUUACCAAGCAAGGGGUGUGCAAAACAGGGCGGGGACAGAGUCCAUUGACUCGUCUGAUGGGGACGACGAGGUGGUUGUUAAAUGGAAGAGAAAAAGUUUACGGGAAGAGAUGGCAUAUGAAGGACAGAUCAUACUUGAAUUCAAUCCUUUGUACAGGCUGGCAGGGCUAUCUGAACCUAAAAAGGGUCAGGAGGAUGAAGCGCCGUCUCUAAAGAAUCUAAUAUCAUCCCACAAAAAGGAAGCCUUGAUGGCGAAUGCAAGUCUGAGGGCAAGUGAAACAUCUACGCCCAGUGUCACUCCUCAAAAGGGAAAAGAGGGAAGUAGCGAUAUCCAAAUCCUCUCCGAUGAGGAGGUAUUUGGAUUGCCAGCCGAGGCUGUGACACAAAAUCCAGAACCCCGAAACGCCUCUCCUUCACCGACCGACGAAAUCUUUGACUCCGAUGAGGAGGUAUUUCAACCUGUGGAAGUGAAAUCGAAGAUCUCCGCACCAUCUGAAAAGAUCCAAAGCUCCUCACCUGUUGAAACACCCAUUUCAUCCCAAUCGUCCUAUGUGUUUUGGAACUGCGACAAUAUUCCUUCACACAAACCCAACUUCCCUAUGGACGACCAGCAGUUUUUAGUCAAGCCCUUUGUUCUAGAUCAAGAGACCAAAGACAUAAAGAUUCCCCCUUCGAUCAAUCGAUUCUUAAAGGAGUAUCAGCGAGCAGGGGCAAAGUUUCUGUAUGACGCUUACAAGCAAGGGAGAGGAGCAGUGCUCGGCGAUGAUAUGGGGCUGGGUAAAACUGUUCAAGUCAUAUCUUUUUUGUCGGCUAUCAUGCGUAAAACUGGAACUUAUGUUGACCAUCAAAGACGCAAGAGAACUAUUCGAGAGAGUGUAGUGGAUGUGAGCCCGCGGCAUUGGCCCACAGCGUUGAUUAUAUGCCCCAAAUCGUUAAUCAACAAUUGGUGCAGAGAACUGGACACCUGGGGUUACUUUGAGUAUGCCGUGUGGAAGUCCGAUAACUGGCGGGACGUUCAACAGAAGUUCAUCCAUGGAUAUCUGGACCUCAUGAUAGUAUCUUAUGAUGUUGCACGUCUCGAUAUCCAACAUAUCAAAGACCUUCCGUUAUCGACUGUCAUUGCUGAUGAAGCUCAUCGGCUCAAAGAGCCCAUGUCGCAAACCACCCUUGCCCUAAAGAGUAUCCAGUGCCAGAUGUGCUUCGCCCUGACAGGAACACUUGUACAAAAUAGAAUAGACGAGAUGUGGAGUGUCCUCGAUUUUGUGCAUAGAGGAUGGGCUGGUACUUAUCGACAAUGGAAAGAGUUUGCCGUGAGCCCUAUCAAGAAAGGCCACCAAGUAGAGGGUACAGCGGCGGAGGUUGUAAGAGCUAUCAUGACAAUUGGUGUGAUGACCCAACGAAUCUUACCCCAUUUCUAUCUGCGAAGAGAUAAGAAGCUAAUUGCCCACGAGCUCCCCGAGAAGAAGGAUUUGGUGGUGUUUUGUCCUCUUGCUUCUAGGCAGAUUGUAGCAUAUCGAGCGCUCAUUGAGUCUGACGAUGUCGUUAACAUCCAAGCCCGAAACCGACCUUGCCCGUGUGGUUCAGGAAAAAGAGCAAUCUUGUGUUGUGAGGAAAAGGAACAUAAUAGUAAUAUGAAAGAGAUAUUGUUCCAAUAUCUAUCUGCCCUUCGAAAGGUUGCAAACCAUUUCGGCCUCCUGUACGACCACAAGGACGAUAAUAAGCACACGAGAAUGAUCAACAGGAAAUUAUUCAAGAUCUGUACGGGUCGCGAGCCAACUUCCAGAUCAGAUUACACCUUGGAAGAGGCCUUGGAUCCCGAAAAUUGCGGAAAGUGGGAUCUUUUGAAGAAGCUUCUGGUACAGUGGCGUAAUGAGCCUGUAAAGAACAAAGUUCUCAUUUUCUCCACCUCUGUCCGACUUCUCAAGAUCAUCUCGCGAUUCAUAUCUACAUCCCCCUCUUUAUCGGGCUUUGAAUUCGAUGCCUUGACUGGCGAAGCGUCUGGAACGGAAAGGCAAGAAAUGAUUGAUCGUUUCCAAGACUUGGAGAGAGAUCAUUUCAUCAUGCUUAUCAGCACUCGUGCGGGCGGUGUUGGCUUGAAUCUUACAGCCGCCAAUAAGGUUGUCAUUUUUGACCCCAGUUGGAAUCCCGCCGACGACCUUCAAGCGAUGGAUAGGGCCUUCCGAAUAGGACAAAAAAGGACUGUCGAGGUAUACCGACUCAUCGGUCAAGGAACCAUCGAGGAGCUCAUCUACGAGCGUCAAGUACAAAAACAGCAAAGCGCUCGGCAACUUAACAACGGCACCCUCGAGCCUCGUAUAUAUCAGGGAUACGACCGUGCUACGAAUGCGAAAGAUCAGGCAGAGCUGUUUGGAGUGCACAAUCUUUUCCACUUUGAUCCCAGCGGCUUUGCACCUGCCAACCUGGGAGUUCAUGUAGCAAACGAUAACUUUUUGGGAGAACCGACGAGUUUAGCGGAGAAUGAAGGCGAAGUUGACGAGGUAGAUGAGGAUGAAGACAUCAAGCCUGAGAUCCCAGCGGGCGGCAGCCGUACCUCAUCGCAAAGUCAAAAGCAUAGAGAGGGGAGGAGGAAAGAUAAGGGCAAGGAGAAGAAGAGUGAACAGAUGGAAGAGACGGCCGAUAUGGUGCAAAGCCUUUUGGAAGACGCUCCAACUCCCUCUCAGGGUUCAAAAGAAGUCGACAUCCUGACAGAGCUCGGAUUCGACUCUUUACUGCAUGAAAACGUCUUUGGCGAUUCCGCCGAAGAACGAGAAAUCUUUGAAAAGGGUCUCAAGAUUCUCGAAAAGAACCCCAUGCUAGCUAAAUCGAUCAAAGCAAACUCUCUAAUCAAGACCCAGCGACGAACCGCUCGAAAAUCGGCCAUGGCACUUGGACCCGGACUUGAACCCGUGACUAGUAGAAGAGAGUCCAGAGAGGUGAAAAAGGAAGGCAGGAGGAGUCGUUUGAUGGAAGAAGAAGGUCAUGAGGACGAGAGGGUAGGGGUGCGAAGGGAGAAACGCCGGAAAGGCGAAUCAAGUAAAAACCUCGUCGAAUUAAGCGACUAGCCCCCCCAAAAGGUCUAAAAAUUGGUCCUCAUAUUGCUCCAGCAAUGGUGCAUGAUUUUGUACAGUACUUAUCACCGAAAUUUUGGAAUUUGUGUUGCGUUAAUAAAAACAUGAAUCCAUUUUUUUCCCCUCCCGGUACUCCCUCAAACACAUUUACCUCACGCCCUAUUCACCGUAUGGCCCAACACUCAACGUCUUUCGAACAGACUCUCCGGGAUACUCUCACCCUGCACAUGUCUACGCACAUUCUCACUCAAAAGCACACCACUGGGAUCCACCCUCCUCAGCACUUGCUGGAAAUCCUUGAAUUUCGGGUAUAUCACCUCUAGCGUCUUGGGUCCCAAGAUAUGCUGUUUCGCCCAGUGCGGUCUUCCGCCAUAGGACUUUAAGAGGGAAGAAAACUUUUCGUGGAACUGGCGGUAAGGCACAGAAAGACCGUACGGACGGUAGGUGACUACACCGAUCCAGCAGGUAUCCCUGCCGUAUGACGGACUGAGCCAGAUGUCGUCGGCGCAAGACCAACGGAUCUCGAUAGGGAAGUGGACACGGAGACCGGCGGGAUCGGCGGCUUCGCGGUCCAACCACUUUUUCAUUUCUUGCAAGCAUGCUUUGGCCUCUUUGGCGUCGAUGGCCCAUUCCAAGGCGUACUGGGGGAACUAUUUAGGAUGUAAAAUAAA
Molecule: messenger RNA, 3936 nt
Organism: Cryptococcus deneoformans JEC21
Lineage: Eukaryota; Fungi; Basidiomycota; Tremellomycetes; Tremellales; Cryptococcaceae
Product: DNA dependent ATPase, putative
Exons: 35
Coding region: 20-3259 (1079 amino acids)
Molecular function (GO): ATP binding; ATP-dependent chromatin remodeler activity
Source: RefSeq, a predicted model, not a curated record